Drosophila innubila is the source of this 571-nucleotide messenger RNA. It is a transcript of the gene Obp28a, whose product is annotated as general odorant-binding protein 28a. Bases 12 to 443 code for a protein of 143 amino acids. The transcript has a single exon. Gene Ontology annotation, biological process: sensory perception of smell. Lineage: Eukaryota; Metazoa; Arthropoda; Insecta; Diptera; Drosophilidae. Gene Ontology annotation, molecular function: odorant binding. The record is from RefSeq and is a predicted model, not a curated record.
CAACGUACAACAUGCAACGUUUUGUGUAUUCCGUGGUAAUGAUCGCUCUGCUGGGAGCCGCCUUGGUGCGUGCCUUUGACGAGAAGGCUGCCUUGGCCAAGUUCAUGGAGUAUGCCGAACCCUGCAAGGUUGAAGUUGGCGCCAGCGACAGCGACAUGGACGAGGCAAUGAAACAUCUGCCGGCAUCCACCUACGAGGGCAAAUGCAUGCGAUCCUGCGUCAUGAAGAAGUUCAAUCUGAUGGAUGCCAAUGGCAAACUGGACACAAAUGCCGGACACGAGAAGGCCAAGCAAUACACUGGCAAUGAUCCUGCCAAGCUAAAGAUUGCCCUCGAAAUUGGCGACAUCUGUGCGGCCAUCACUGUGCCCGAUGACCACUGCGAGGCGGCUGAAGCCUACGGCAAGUGCUUCAAAUCGGAGGCACAGACACGUGGCCUCAUGUAGAUACCCCAACGAUCCUAUCUCCAAAGGAAGCAGACGAACCAAGGCACAUCCAGGCGAUACCUCGAGAACCCAAUUAAAAAUGUAGUUAAUCAACUAUGCCUAUAUAUGUAUUAUUAUUAUUUUGAUCA